UGGCGGGAAGCGAGCAGCACUUCCGGGUCUCGUCUCUACUUCAAAUCAGCAUCGGCGGAGCAGCAGCAGCAGCUAAGACUACGACAACCACCACCACCAUCAUCAUCAUCAGCUGCUGCUGUGUACCCAAACCCAGCUCUGCGCUCUCCCCGUGACCGGUCCCUCGCCCCUUCGCGCGACGUCAAUGGCCACCCCACGCGAGCGCGCCAUCGCGCGCAACAGCCUCGUGUCGCUGCUGCAGGCGGUGCUGCACGGGGCGCACGCCGCCGUGGAGCUGCGCGACGAGACGCAGGUUCGCGGCCUCGUGCUCAACGUCGACGCCUUCAUGAACGUGCGCCUGGCCGACGCCGAGCUCAAGGAGCGGCGCUCCGGCCGCGUGACGCGGCACGCGCAGGUGCUGGUGAGCGGCCGCAGCGUGCGCUACGUGCUGCUGCCCGACCGCGCCGACCCCGUCGCGGCGCUGGCCGCCCGCUUGCGGCGCGACGACGACGACGCGGCCAGGGCGCCGCGGGCCGGGCGCACGGAGUUCGCGCGGAAGUAGCCGAGGGGCUGCGCGAGACGACGGCGCGUUGUGCGUCUCUCUCCACACCCACACCCGUUGCUGAUGUUGUUUACGUACCGCAUUUGGCUGUGGCAGCAGUGCGAACCGCUGCGCCAGCGCUUUCCACAACCUAACUGCAUGCAGCCUCGCAACCACGCACAGAACCACGUGCAGCCACACACAGAACCACGCACACAACCACACACAGAACCACAAAAAGAACCACUUGCAGCCACACAGAACCACACAGACAACCACACACAACCAUUCGCAGCCACACACACAACCACGCACACAGCCACGCACAGAGCCACACACACAACCACACAACCAUUCGCAGGCAUGCACAGAACCACGCACAGAACCACGCACAGAGCCACGCGAGCGUGUGAGCAAUGCUCGUGAACGGAGUCGUGUUGCCGUGCCGAUACGAAGUACGAAGAUUCGCGAGUUUUAACAAAACUGAAUGUGUUUUUUACCCCACUGCUCUUGUAUACUUUAUCCGUGCUCUGCUGUACUGAUGAAUAAAGGU
Molecule: messenger RNA, 1073 nt
Organism: Lethenteron reissneri (Far Eastern brook lamprey)
Lineage: Eukaryota; Metazoa; Chordata; Hyperoartia; Petromyzontiformes; Petromyzontidae
Gene: LSM10
Product: LSM10, U7 small nuclear RNA associated
Biological process (GO): mRNA 3'-end processing by stem-loop binding and cleavage
Cellular component (GO): cytoplasmic U snRNP body; nuclear body
Molecular function (GO): histone pre-mRNA DCP binding; U7 snRNA binding
Source: RefSeq, a predicted model, not a curated record